AUGGACGGACAAGUCAUCCCUGGUACUGGUGAGGACGGUAUGGACGGACAAGUCAACACUGGUCCUGGUGAGGACGAUAUUGACCAACAAGUCAUCACUGGUACUGGUGAGGACGAUAUCGACCGACAAGUCAACACUGGUCCUGGUGAGGACGAUAUCGACCGACAAGUCAACACUGGUCCUGGUGAGGACGAUAUUGACCGACAAGUCAACACUGGUCCUGGUGAGGACGAUAUUGACCGACAAGUCAUCACUGGUACUGGUGAGGACGAUAUCGACCGACAAGUCAACACUGGUCCUGGUGAGGACGAUAUUGACCAACAAGUCAACACUGGUCCUGGUGAGGACGAUAUUGACCGACAAGUCAACACUGGUCCUGGUGAGGACGAUAUCGACCGACAAGUCAACACUGGUCCUGGUGAGGACGAUAUUGACCGACAAGUCAACACUGGUCCUGGUGAGGACGAUAUUGACCGACAAGUCAACACUGGUCCUGGUGAGGACGAUAUUGACCGACAAGUCAACACUGGUCCUGGUGAGGACGAUAUUGACCGACAAGUCAACACUGGUCCUGGUGAGGACGAUAUCGACCGACAAGUCAACACUGGUCGAUAUUGA
Messenger RNA from Mya arenaria, 618 nucleotides. RefSeq names its product polysialoglycoprotein-like. The coding region runs from base 1 to 618 and encodes 205 amino acids. The transcript has a single exon. NCBI's taxonomy places the organism in Eukaryota, Metazoa, Mollusca, Bivalvia, Myida, Myidae. The record is from RefSeq and is a predicted model, not a curated record.